Messenger RNA from Pistacia vera, 1150 nucleotides. RefSeq names its product patatin-like protein 2. Gene Ontology annotation, molecular function: glycerophospholipase activity; monoacylglycerol lipase activity. The record is from RefSeq and is a predicted model, not a curated record. Gene Ontology annotation, biological process: lipid metabolic process. NCBI's taxonomy places the organism in Eukaryota, Viridiplantae, Streptophyta, Magnoliopsida, Sapindales, Anacardiaceae.
AUACUAAAAUCUUCAAAACUUUCAUUAAUUAAUUAAGUACCCUCUCUUUAAUCGAUCCCUUCGCCUAUUCCUUUCUGCAUUAAUUGCCUUAUUAAUUUCACAUGGAAACUCCAAAAUCACCCCUACAGCCUCCAACUUUUGGAAACCUGAUAACUGUUCUCAGCAUUGAUGGAGGUGAUAGAGGGGUUAUCCCGGCAACUAUUCUUGCCUUCUUAGAGUCCGAGCUUCAGAAACUGGAUGGUGAGGAAGCAAGACUUGCGGACUACUUUGAUGUGAUUGCUGGAACUAGCACAGGUGGCCUCGUAACCGCCAUGCUAACAGCCCCAAAUGAACAAAACCGUCCUUUGUUUGCUGCCAAAGAUAUCAAGGACUUCUAUCUAAAUCACUGCCCCAAAAUCUUCCCCCAACAGAGUUGUCCCUUCGCUAACGCUACAAAGCUGCUCAAAUCGCUUACUGGACCAAAAUAUGAUGGCAAAUAUCUACAUCGCCUUGUGAAGGAGAAAUUAGGAGAUAAUAGAUUGCACCAGACGUUGACAAAUGUUGUGAUACCAACUUUUGACAUCACGAAACUCCAACCAACCAUCUUUUCCAGCUAUGAGAUGCAGAUUGGGCAGGUUCCAAGGUAGAUAGAAGUUCCACAUCAGGCUAUUGUGUCUUUGUCAGAGGAAAUUUAAUAUCAUGGAAGAGCAAGAAGCAGAAUGUCAUGUCACGAUCAAGUGCAGAGUCGGAAUAUAGGGCUAUGGCACAAGCUGUUUGUGAAAUAAUGUGGAUAUAUCAGCUCCUGACUAAAAUAGGCCUUGAAACUUCAGUACCAGCAAAAUUAUGGUGUGAUAACCAAGCGACUUUUCAUAUUGCAUCAAAUCCAGUGUUUCAUGAACGAACGAAACACAUUGAGAUCGAUUUCCAUUUAGUUCAUGAGAAACUACAAUAAGGUAUGGUUUCCACUGGGUACGUGAAGACUGGAGAACAAUUGGGAGAUAUCUUCACGAAGGCUCUGACUAGGAUUCGAGUUGAUUAUCUUUGUAACAAGUUGGGUAUGAUUAAUAUCUAUACUCCAGCUUGAGGGGGAGUGUUACAGAUGUAUAUUUGGUAGUUAUAGGUUGCAUAUAUUUAGAAGUUAAUUUCCAGGAUUAUAAUAUUCAUUCUUAAU